GGCCCCGCGCGAGCCGGCAGGGGCGAGAGCGGUGGCCGCCGGGCGGCGGGGGCGGCGGUCGGGCGGCCAUGGCGGGGCAGCAGUUCCAGUACGACGACAGCGGCAAUACCUUCUUCUACUUCCUCACCAGCUUCGUGGGGCUCAUCGUCAUCCCCGCCACCUACUACCUGUGGCCCCGGGAUCAGCACGCCGAGCAAAUUCGAUUAAAGAAUAUAAGAAACGUAUAUGGAAGGUGCUUGUGGUAUCGCUUGCGACUUCUAAAACCGCAACAAAACAUAAUUCCUACAGUAAAGAAAAUAAUCCUCCUUGCUGGAUGGGCAUUAUUUUUGUUUCUUGCAUACAAGGUUUCCAAAACGGACCGAGAGUAUCAGGAAUAUAACCCUUAUGAGGUUCUACAUUUGGAUCCUGGAGCAAGUAUAUCAGAAAUCAAGAAGCAGUACCGUGCAUUGUCACUAAAAUACCAUCCAGAUAAAGGAGGAGAUGAAGUUAUGUUCAUGAGGAUUGCUAAGGCAUAUGCAGCCUUGACUGAUGAAGAAUCACGAAAAAAUUGGGAAGAAUUUGGGAAUCCAGAUGGACCACAAGCUACAAGCUUUGGUAUAGCUUUGCCAGCUUGGAUUGUGGAUCAGAAAAAUUCAAUUUUGGUUUUGCUUGUAUACGGACUAGCAUUUAUGGUUAUUCUUCCAGUUGUUGUGGGUUCCUGGUGGUACCGAUCGAUACGAUACAGUGGAGAUCAGAUUCUCAUUCGGACAACUCAGAUAUAUACAUACUUUGUCUAUAAAACACGGAAUAUGGACAUGAAACGGCUUAUCAUGGUUUUAGCAGGAGCAUCUGAAUUUGAUCCUCAGUACAAUAAAGAUGCUACGAGCAGACCAGCAGACAACGUUCAGAUACCACAGCUAAUCAGAGAAAUUGGUGGCAUAAAUUUAAAGAAGAAUGAGCCUCCACUUACCUGCCCUUACAGCCUGAAAGCCAGAGUUCUACUGUUGACUCAUCUUGCCAGGAUGAAAGUUCCUGACACCCUUGAAGAAGAUCAGCAGUUUAUCCUGAAAAAGAGUCCUGCGCUACUUCAAGAAAUGAUUAAUGUGAUUUGCCAACUAAUAAUAAUGGCUCGGAGCCGUGAAGAAAGGGAGUUCCGUGCUCCAUCUUUGGGAUCUUUGGAAAAUUGCAUGAAGCUUUCCCAGAUGACUGUCCAAGGACUUCAGCAGUUCAAAUCUCCCCUUUUGCAACUGCCUCAUAUUGAAGAGGACAAUCUUAGGCGGGUCUCUAAUCAUAAAAAGUAUAAAAUCAAAAGCAUUCAGGAUUUGGUGAGUUUGAAAGGUUCUGAUCGUCGCAACUUACUGCAUUUCCUGGAGGAUAAGAAAUAUGAUGAAGUUAUGGCUGUCCUUGGUAGCUUUCCAUAUGUCACUAUGGAUAUAAAACCACAGGUUUUGGAUGAUGAAGACAGCAACAAUAUUACAGUAGGUUCUCUUGUCACUGUUCUGGUCACGCUAACGAGGCAGACCAUGGCAGAGGUGUUUGAAAAGGAACAGUCUAUAUGUUCGGCGGAAGAGCAACCAGCAGAAGAUGGACAAGGAGAUAGCAACAAAGUUAAGAGCAAAGGAUGGCAACAAAAGAAUAAAGGAACCAAGAAAGCUUCAAAAUCAAAGAAAAAGAAGCCAUUGAAAAAGAAACCUGUGCCACCUUCGUUGCAGCCACCAAAACAACAGAAGCAAAAACAAGCUAAUGGGGAAGUAGUUGUCAAGGAAGAAGAAGAAGAGAUCUCUGAUAAAGGAAGUGAAUCUGAAGAAGAGGAAACAAACAGGGACUCUCAAAGUGAGAAAGAUGAUGGAAGUGACAGGGAAUCUGACAGAGAACAAGAUGAAAAACAAAACAAAGACGAUGAAGCUGAAUGGCAAGAGUUACAGCAAAGUAUACAGAGAAAAGAACGAGCCCUUCUUGAAACCAAGUCAAAGAUAACACAUCCUGUUUACAGUCUCUUUUUUCCUGAGGAAAAACAAGAGUGGUGGUGGCUUUAUAUUGCCGAUCGGAAGGAGCAGAUGCUAAUAUGUAUGCCAUAUCAUGUUUGUACACUAAAAGAUAAAGAAGAGGUAGAGCUGAAAUUCCCAGCACCGGGCAAGCCUGGAAACUAUCAGUACACAGUUUAUUUAAGAUCAGAUUCGUAUAUGGGUUUGGACCAGAUUAAACCAUUGAAGCUGGAAGUUCAUGAAGCAAAACCAGUGCCAGAAAAUCAUCCUCAGUGGGAUACAGCAAUAGAAGGUGAUGAGGACCAGGAAGACAGCGAGGGCUUUGAAGACAGUUUUGAGGAAGAAGAGGAAGAGGAGGAAGAUGAUGAUUAAAACAAUACCGUUAAUUAACUACGAUAUCUGCACACACUGCAAACUCUUGGUCUGACUGUGGAACUGUACAAUAAACAAGAAACACAGUACAGAAGCUUUGAGAAGGCUGAGUUUAAUUUUUCUUUACCAAUUAAGAGUGCAUUAUGUAACUUCUCAGUGGAGGUGAAACAAAUCUGUUGCCAUUGAUACAACCUUGGAAUAUGCUUACGGCUCAUUAUAGCCUUCAAGUGCAGGAUGGUGCAUUUGUUUCAAUUGAAAAUAAAAGCUUUUUUAUUAUAAAUAUCUGGAAGUGUGGGCUAUGUAUCAUCUGCUGAGUUUAGGGUCCAAUUUAAAUAAAAGGUACUGCUAGCUAGGAGAAAACUUAAAAUCAAAUUUUUCUGCAUUAGAAAUUUAUUUUAGAAGACAUUUUGGUAUAGUUGACAUUUCACAUCUCUGUUGACUGAAACAGCAUCUGCUCAACUUUCAAACUUGGUUUUGUGGUAUUCUCUCAAUAUUUUGCUGUGAUACUGCUCACAUCAUUCAUAGCUUGAAAAAUCUGUUUUACUUAACUUGAUUAGUAUAAAUUAACAUCAUACCUAUUGCCACAUUCCACAUAUACCAGAGGGCUGCUUUUUUAGGACUGUUGUCUUUUUAUGCCCAAGAUAAUCAUGGAAAUCAAACUUUUUUGACUCUGGCUUAAAACAUUUUUAAGCCUUUAUUUCACCAGGUCAGCAGAAACUCUGAAUCUUUUGAUAAACAAAAUGCCUGAAAGCACCUUUACGACCGUGUGCUACGUAAGUUGGUGGCUUCUAUUUAAUGCCUUUGUAAAAGGUAAAUGCUGGAAAGCCAAAAGUACAACAUGCAAAGAGUGCGUGUUGUGUAUCAGUUUUGAAUUCUCAUCAACAAACUGGAAAAAAAUGAUGCCUGUUUUCAAUUGUAGUAAUGUGCAUCUCUUAAAGUUUGGAGGUAUUUUUUUUUUUCAGUCUCCUUCAGGUCUGUAAAUAAGGCAGUGAUUCUACCCAACCCAUUUAGAAAGAAGAUUAGAUAUUAAGUUCAGGGAAGAGAGAAUCAGGGCUGUUGGUUUAUUGUAUGACUUGUCGAAAGCGACAGACAGAUUCUUCCUCUUCUCGACUAUGACAGUGUGAUGGUGUGAGACGUGGGGCAGGUUGUCAUGCAGAGGAAACUCCAUCCUAUGAAAAUCACCGAAGGCCAGGUCAGCUGUGCACUAAUUUGUGACCUUGUUUAUUAAAAAGGGAUGUCACUUUAAAUGCAAAUUUACAUUGAUAUAUUCUUUGUAAUUGCAAUAGUUGCAAAUAAAAUUUGAAAAUGUUCUA
Messenger RNA from Gallus gallus (chicken), 3649 nucleotides. It is a transcript of the gene SEC63, whose product is annotated as SEC63 homolog, protein translocation regulator. The record is from RefSeq and is a predicted model, not a curated record. NCBI's taxonomy places the organism in Eukaryota, Metazoa, Chordata, Aves, Galliformes, Phasianidae. The coding region runs from base 69 to 2336 and encodes 755 amino acids. Gene Ontology annotation, molecular function: RNA binding; transmembrane protein transporter activity. Gene Ontology annotation, biological process: post-translational protein targeting to endoplasmic reticulum membrane; SRP-dependent cotranslational protein targeting to membrane. Gene Ontology annotation, cellular component: Sec62/Sec63 complex. The transcript is spliced from 21 exons.